AUGAAUUUGAGAAAACCAUUCAAAUUAGUUAGUACUACUUGGGAAGAGGAAUUUAACACCAAUCAGACUUAUUACAAGAUGAGUGUGAAAAUUAGUGGAAUUGAUUCACCAUUGAUUGUGAGAUGGAGUACGAUUAGCAGUAAUUUUGGACUUUUUGAAUAUAACUAUUCCAAGCUGUUUUAUUAUUAUUUUGCAAUGGAGAAGGAUGACUUGUUGAAUGAAAAUGAGUUUUUUGUGAAGGAAAUGAAUAGUGCAGAUUUUGAAAAUUUGGGAAAGAGUAAUAGAGCUUUCCUUUUCAAAUUUAAUGGAAAGGCUAAUCCAGGAAGCGUCUAUGGAAAGGAAUAUUUGGUAAGGGAGAUUCUUGAUUAUUUGGUUCCAACUGUGAAUUCAUACCAAAUGUCACCAAUGAACUUCAUUCCAUAUUGGUGUUUCUUAUUCGAUUUGAUUAUGUAUUCUAAUGAUUAUCAUAAGGAACUUUACAAACACUAUCCUGCCAUGAUUUCCCAUCCAUCCGUAUACAAAUUCUUCUACCUGAAAUACCAACCAAGAGUUGUAACAAUUACAAAAUCUGCUCUGAAUCAAUUUUCCACCUAUAAACCAGGCAAUGAAACUGAAACGAAGCUCUUCAAAUCCAUCACAGAAAACCAUGUUGAAUCCAUUAAUUUCGAAUCAGAAAAUAGAGAGCAACUCAUGACAGGCAUUCAAGGUUUGUACAAAAUAAUUGUUUCACGUCCCUCAAAGUUUUUCCCUCCCUUACCACUCGCAAAAACAAUUCAAUAUGAUGAGAAGGAGGAAUUUGAAAUUAAGGCAAGCUAUUUGGCAAGUGUUUACAAAAUGUGUAAAUAUAUGGAUGAACAUAUGGAUUGGUAUUUGGGAAGUAAACUUAGAAAAUCAUAUCAAAUUGAUCUGUCUAAUAAAUAA
This is a messenger RNA of Naegleria gruberi, 921 nucleotides long. RefSeq lists its product as uncharacterized. The transcript has a single exon. NCBI's taxonomy places the organism in Eukaryota, Heterolobosea, Eutetramitea, Acrasida, Naegleriidae. The coding region runs from base 1 to 921 and encodes 306 amino acids. The record is from RefSeq and is a predicted model, not a curated record.